AUUCAUUCUAACAGUAGCAAGGAUCCCGGAAAAGGAACUACACGGCUGCUGACGUUUCGUGGUGCUGAAGAUGAUGGCGUCCACUGACCCGUCUCUCCUGGAUCUCACAGAUAAAGAAACGCGUGAAAAACUGUCUCUCUGGGACCGUCGUACAGAUGCCAUGGCGCCCCUUACAGAGAAACAAACCGACUCUAUUUUGGAGAUCCGAACCGCAGCUGAAACACUGCCUAUUCCAGCAGAGUUGCCCAUUGAGGACUUGUGCAGCCUGACAACACGGUCUCUGCAGUCCUCUUUCACAACAACUGUGCCGGCCUCAACUGAAGAUAUCUUGCUCAAGGGUUUUCAAAUGCUUGACCUGGAGAAUGACAGGAUAGAGACGGCACAACAGUUUUUUUCCUGGUUCUCUAAGCUGCAGACACAAAUGGAUCAGGAUGAAGGAGCAAAAUACAAGAGAACUAGAGAGCACCUAUAUUGUUAUCAGGGACAAUGUGACUCCAUCCUGAGUGACGUCAAUGCAGCCCUUGAGCACUUGGACUCGCUUCAGAAACAGUACCUGUUUGUGUCCAACAAGACAGGGACACUACACGAGGCCUGUGAACAGCUUCUUAAAGAGCAGUCUGAGCUGGUGGACCUGGCUGAAAGCAUACAGCAGAAACUGUCUUACUUCAAUGAGUUGGAAAACAUAAACACGAAAUUGAAUUCACCCACCCUGUCUGUAAACAGUGAAGGUUUUAUACCAAUGCUUUCAAAGUUGGAUGACUGUAUAGAAUAUGUUUCGUCCCAUCCAAGCUUUAAGGACUACCCAGUGUACCUGGCCAAGUUUAAGCAAUGUCUGUCCAAAGCUAUGCACUUCAUGAAGAGCUACACUGUAAACACUAUGCAGAAUCUCACCAGCCAGUUAACAAAAAGGGACCCGUUAGGGUUGGCCAACGCAGAUAAUGCCUUCACUCUGUACUACGUCAAGUUUAGAGCUGCUGCACCCAAAGUUAGAACACUGAUCGAGCAGAUUGAGCAGAGGUCAGAGAAGAUUCCAGAGUACCACCAACUGCUAGACGAGAUCCACCAGUGCUACCUGGACCAGAGAGAGCAGCUGCUCAGUCCCAGCAUUACCUCCACAAUCUCUGACCUGACCAGCCAAAACCACAAAGACCACUGUGCACUGGUGCGCAGUGGCUGUGCCUUCAUGGUCCAUGUCUGCCAGGAUGAACACCAGCUGUACAAUGAGUUCUUCUCCAAACACACACACAAACUAGACGAGCUGCUUGAGAAGCUGUGCCUGUCUCUGUACGACCUCCUGCGGCCCCUCAUCAUCCACGUCAUCCACCUGGAGACCCUCUCGGAGCUCUGUAGCAUCCUGAAGAACGAGAUGCUGGAGGACCACGUCCACAACAACGCUGGUCAGUUGGGGGCCUUCGACGCGGUGGUGAAGCAGAUGCUGGAGGACGUCCAGGAGAGGCUGGUCUACAGAACGCACAUCUACAUCCAGACCGAUAUCCUGGGCUACAACCCUGCCCCUGGAGACCUGGCCUACCCGGAGAAACUGGAGAUGAUGGAGAAAAUAGCCCAGAGCCUGAAGGAGGAGCAGUCGAAGCUCAUGUCUCAGGAGUCCUCGUUCUCUGACGUGCAGCUGGAAGACGGAGCGUCGAGGAGAAGCAGCAACGCCAGUGUAGAGUCGGCGCGUUCGCACACUUCCAUCUCUCCCGCAGACCUGCAUGGGAUGUGGUACCCCACAGUCAGGCGCACUCUUGUCUGCCUGUCCAAGCUCUACAGGUGCAUAGAUAGAGCGGUCUUCCAAGGUUUAUCUCAAGAAGCCUUAUCUGCCUGCAUCCAGUCCCUGCUGAAGGCUUCAGAAGUCAUCCUCAAAAACAAGACACAGGUAGAUGGCCAGCUGUUUCUGAUCAAACACCUGCUGAUAAUGAGGGAACAGAUUGCACCCUUUCACACUGACUUUGCCAUCAAAGAAAUCUCUCUGGACCUGAAGAAAACAAGAGAUGCCGCCUUCAAAAUCUUCAACCCCAAGGCUGUUCCCAAUUUCUUCCGAUUGAACAGCCACAACGCCAUCCUAGAGUUUCUCCUUGAGGGAACACCAGAGAUCAAGGAGCACUACAUUGACUCGAAGAAGGAUGUGGACCGACACCUGAAAUUCAGCUGUGAGCAGUUCAUCCAGCAGCAGACGCGCAUCUUUGUGGGGAACAUGGAGGAGUUUCUCACCAAGGUUUCCGCCCUGAAAACCAUGGCCAUCCAAGGUGGGCCAACGUACAACCUUUCCCAGCAACCUUGGGCACAGCCAGCCAAGAUCAACGACAUAGUUAUGGCUACCUACCGGGUGAUGAAGAACAAGCUGCCAAGCACACUACAGAGCAUGUCCUUGUACCUGGCCAACAGAGACACAGAGUUCAUCCUCUUCAAGCCUGUCAGGAACAACAUCCAGCAGGUGUUCCAAAGGCUGCAUGCCCUGCUGCAGGAAGAGUACAGCGGAGAGGACCUUCUGAUCAUCGCUUGUCCCUCUAUGGAGCAGAUUAACCUCCUGCUGUCUACGAACAAGUAGCCUGGCAUCGUGAUCAGUCGAAGGGGUUGAACCCUCUGUGAACAGCAAGGCGGCAAUGUUCCUCCAGCUCUGACGAGCCCUGAGCCAAGAGAGCGGUGACCACCGCUCUAGGACUGGCUGAGUUCACCUCCCCCGACAGCCAACACCGGGAAGGCAACAGCGGUUCAAAGAUUCUCACGAAGGCCAAAGAUACUCCCAACUCAAAACAUAAUGCAGUUCACUUAUCCGUUUGGUCAGAAGGAAUGAGGAAACAGGGAAGUAACGGUGUAAUUGUGUUUAUUUUGGUACUCGUCUUUAUUAACUGAAAUUGAGGAUGGUGAAGGGGCUUGCUUUUAUUGUGGGCAGAGCCACAAGGACCGGGGUUAUCAUAGCAACUGCAUUUCUCCUAACAUCAUGGACAAUGUUCUGAGUAAAACAUGAGCUCGCACAUUAAGUGUAGCGAGGCCACGGGGGCGUGAUGUUUGAGGGCUGAGGCGAGGACACUUCAGCCAAGCUAAUAUAGACACCAAUGCUUGUUCAUCUGCCAAGCACUGCAGCUAAUGGGCAAUGAGAGUCCGCCACUCAAAUGCUGUUUCAUUUCCCAUAAAGGGUUUCAUAGGGCAGAAAGAAAAACAUGCUGCACAAAUAUGUUAUUCCUCUAUAAUUCAAAGCCUUUCUCCUGUGUACAUGUAUGGCAGAUCUUCUAUGAUAGCCUGUGUUACUGUGUUCUCAGGUCUAACAUGGUCUCCCUAUUUUGUAUAUCUGGACCCUUCCAGCAGUUUUCCAAAGUACUCUUCCAUGGUCUCUUUAUGAAUGUGUCAGCCUAAUGCAUAUAUGUAAAAAGACCCUAAAAUCAUAUGUUUUAUACUUUUUCUUUUGUAUUUGGGAUUCUUCUGAAUGUCAACUGUUUUAACCUGCUAUUAAUGGACCUUUGACUAAGCAGUUUUUGCACUGUAAAUAAUGAGAAAUGUAAUCUAUAUGAUGGGUGUUGGCCUAGUUCUUUUAAGUCCAUUAAUUAAGACCGCAAUUUUCUUUGGCAUCCUCUGUUUGAAAUUGUGAAUAGAUAAAACUAUUUAUGGAUAUUCUGAAUUAAAAAGAUGACGAACAUCUGA
Molecule: messenger RNA, 3639 nt
Organism: Osmerus eperlanus (European smelt)
Lineage: Eukaryota; Metazoa; Chordata; Actinopteri; Osmeriformes; Osmeridae
Gene: cog3
Product: component of oligomeric golgi complex 3
Exons: 23
Coding region: 71-2548 (825 amino acids)
Biological process (GO): intracellular protein transport; Golgi organization; intra-Golgi vesicle-mediated transport
Cellular component (GO): COG complex; cis-Golgi network; membrane
Source: RefSeq, a predicted model, not a curated record